This is a messenger RNA of Colletotrichum graminicola M1.001, 927 nucleotides long. Its product is annotated as class II Aldolase and Adducin domain-containing protein. Gene Ontology annotation, molecular function: actin filament binding. The record is from RefSeq and is a predicted model, not a curated record. NCBI's taxonomy places the organism in Eukaryota, Fungi, Ascomycota, Sordariomycetes, Glomerellales, Glomerellaceae. The transcript has a single exon. Bases 1 to 927 code for a protein of 308 amino acids. Gene Ontology annotation, cellular component: cytoskeleton.
AUGUCUCCAUCAGCUAUCAUUAACGACACCGAAUCCGCGGCCGCAGAGGCCCCUGGUGCCUCCAUCGUGCCCAAGGACGCACCUCAUACUAAGCACGGCCAUGAGCUCGCCAAUAAGACGCCUCUGCAGGCCAUGUCCCACGGCGAGGUCGUGCUCGCCGGCAUCCCCAAGUUCCCCGACUUCGCCUCGAAGCGCCAGUGGCAGCUAGAACAUAUGGCCGCCGCAUUCCGUCACUGGGCCCGCGAGGACUACAUCGAGGGCAUGAGCGGCCACAUUUCCGUCAGGGACCCCGAGUACCACGACGCCUUCUGGACGAAUCCCCUCGGUCGGCACUUUGGCCUGCUCAAGGCCAGCGACAUGAUCCUCGUCAACUUCGACGGCGCCGUCAUUGGCGGCAAUCGCUCUAAGCCGCCCAACACGGCCGGUUUCCUCAUCCACGCCGCCGUGCACAAGGCCCGCCCCGAUGUCCACGCCGUCUGUCACAACCACGGCAUCUACGGCAAGGCCUGGUCCGUCUACGGGCGCCGGCUGGAGAUGCUCACCCAGGACGCCUGCAAGUUCCGCGGCGACGCUCACAGUGUGUACAACAGCUAUGGCGGGGUCGUCCUUGGGCCCGAGGAGGGCGAGGCUAUUGCCAAGGCGCUGGGCCCCAGGGGCAAGGGCUGUAUCCUGCGGAACCAUGGCCUGUUGACGGUCGGACAGACCGUCGACGAGGCUGCGUUCCUAUACACGUCCAUGGAGCGCAGCUGUCGCGUGCAGCUUCUGGCCGAGGCGGCGUCAGCCAACGGACUGCAAAAGGUCUUGAUCACGGACGAGGAGGCGCAGUUCAACUUUGAUGUCGAGAGUGACCCAGAGAUAUGCUACUGCGAAUUCCAGGUAUACUACGAUUUGGAGGAUGAGUUGACCAACGGUGCUUUCAAGAAGUAG